Phytomonas sp. Hart1 is the source of this 405-nucleotide messenger RNA. NCBI's taxonomy places the organism in Eukaryota, Euglenozoa, Kinetoplastea, Trypanosomatida, Trypanosomatidae. The record is from the annotation of a GenBank genome assembly.
AUGAUGGGGUCUUUUUUUUCCUGGUUAUCCGUUUUCAAAGUGUAUGAGGAGCAGGGAGGGGAAGCGGGGAAAAAAAAUUUCAUGCAUGAUGUGACUGAUUAUUGCAUAAGAUGUGUCUCCCUUCGUUUUAUUCUCCCUUUAUUGUGUAUAUUUUUCACCUACAGCUUAGGAGAGGAAGUGUUCCUAAUAUCGAGAGAUAAUUAUCAAGUAAUAAAUCUCUCCGAAAACGUGCUUCUACUCUCCAAUCUGUACAUACAUGUUUACUUAUGUGUGUUAGAUCGAGUAGCAAGCGUCUGGGGGACGCUAAUUGCAUCUAGAGUUCAAUGAUAAUUUUGGAUCAUUCGUUCUCCGCUUAUUUGUUGUUUUUUGCAGUAUUUUUCUAAUUGCCCAUAUUUUUCACUCAAA